UCUUGCACACAAAAGGAAACUACACUCCAGCUGCCUGUCACUGUUCUCAGAACGUUCUGCUACUCCACUAACUCUCUGUUCAGUAACAUGACCAGCAAGAAAGUCAUUGUAGUGUUUGGAGCAACAGGAGCUCAAGGCGGCUCUGUGGCCAGGGCCAUCUUAGAGAACAAAAAGUUUGCUGUAAGAGCCCUGACCAGGGAUGUGACUCGUCCCAAAGCACUGGAGCUCCGGGACCUUGGUGCUGAGGUUGUCAAAGGAGACCUGAAUGAUAAAGCUUCCAUAGAGGCUGCAUUUCAAGGUGCAUAUGGGGCCUUCGUCGUGACCAACUUCUGGGACCAUCUCAGUAAAGAAAAGGAAGUGUGUCAGGGGAAGAUGGUGGCAGAUGCUGCCAAGCGCCUGGGCCUGAAGCACGUGGUGUACAGCGGCCUAGAGAAUGUCAAACGCCUAAGUGGCGGCAAGUUGGAGGUGCCACACUUUGAUGGGAAAGGAGAAGUGGAGGAGUAUUUCUGGUCCAUCGGCGUCCCUAUGACCAGUGUCCGCCUGGCAGCAUACUUUGAAAACUUCCUCACCUUGUGGAAGCCCGCGAAGGCCUCGGAUGGAGACUACUAUACUUUGGCUCUGCCUAUGGGAGACAUACCAAUGGAUGGCAUCUCUGUGGCUGAUGUUGGAGGAGUCGUCUCUAGCAUUUUCAAUUCUCCAGAGGAGUUCUUCGGAAAGGCUGUGGGUCUUAGUGCAGAAGCACUAACAGUGCAGCAAUAUGCUGAUGUCUUGUCCAAGAGCUUAGGAAAAGAAGUCCGAGAUGCAAAGAUCACCCCAGAAGCUUACGAGAAGUUGGGAUUUCCUGCAGCAGAGGAGAUGGCCAACAUGUGUCGUUUCUAUCGUAUGAGGCCAGACCGUGAUGUCAAACUCACCCACCGGCUAAACCCCAAAGUCAAAAGCUUUAGCCAGUUUCUGGCAGAGAACAAGGGAGCCUUGAAGGGCAUUUGAGCUGUUCACCCAGGUGCCUGACCAGAAACCUUCUCGCUACCUAAUCCGUGAUCUCUUUACAGAAACAGGUGCUUACAGAACAGGUGUGUUAGGAUGCAAAGGUUUGUAGCACCAAAUAUUUCUCUUUUUUCUCUCUUAUGUAGGAAAAACCUGCAGUGGUGAUUCCACACAGUAAUUUUGACUCACAUAGAACUUUUCAUCUCCUAGUGACCCUGUUGGGCUAAGUGAAGAACUCCAGACCUAUCAUCCUCUGUUAGCUUUCUGUCUACAAGACGCACGUUACUUCUGAAGGCUUUGCGUGGGGGAACGUGUAGGCUCCUUUCUCUCUAAUAAGAAUGAGACGCUCUCAGGUCUUUUCUUGCAAAAGUGAUCUUGAAUGCACCCUGGCUCUGAAGUCCAUUGUUAUAGUCUCAGCAAACUUUUAAUUUCUUAAAAUAAAAACCUUUGUAGUAGUCUUACCUGAGGACACCAUACUCAACAAAGCAGCACAUGUGUUGGGACCUGUUAAUUGUCUGAUUCACUAUUAAAUCGUCUGUUGAACCAUUA
Molecule: messenger RNA, 1533 nt
Organism: Erinaceus europaeus (western European hedgehog)
Lineage: Eukaryota; Metazoa; Chordata; Mammalia; Eulipotyphla; Erinaceidae
Product: nmrA-like family domain-containing protein 1
Exons: 5
Coding region: 88-987 (299 amino acids)
Source: RefSeq, a predicted model, not a curated record